AUGAACUGGCUCAAGUCUACUCUCUCCGCGGCCGUCGGUACGCAGGAGCCCAUAUAUGGCCCCGAGGCCAUCCAGUCGGUCGCCCAGCAGGCUGCAGAGACGCCUUAUACCGUCACAGACAAGCAGAUCCUGCGAUGGAAGGCAUACCAGUACACCAAUGUCGAGACCCAGACCUUCUACAUCAUGGCCGACAACGGGACUCUGGUUAUGGUCCAGGUCAUCUACAGCAACAUUGCUGGCAUCCACACCACAGCCCACUUCAACUCGAAGAUCUUCAACCUCAAGGGCGAUGGCGAGCACAUUUGGCACUCCGACCCCCUCCACAACUUCAUGUUCGACGAGCAAAUGCUCUCUUUUGGAGCCGAUAACCUGACCAUCACCCUCAACGAAGAGGGGGAUGCCUACCACAUCAAGUCCACUGUUAACCCGGAUAGCAUUGUCGAUCUCAAGUUCACCCGCAAGGCCCCCGGCUUCGCUAUCGGCAAGGACGGAACCUCGUACUUUGGCACUGAUCCCAAGAACCCCUGGGGCUCUAUGUACCACGCCUUCUGGCCUCGCUGCGCCGUGGAGGGUUCCAUCACCACCAAGGAGAACACCUACGACCUGACCGGCCGCGGAGUGUUUAUCCCGGCUUUGCAGGGCAUGAAGCCCCACCACGCUGCUGCUCGCUGGAACUUCGUCAACUUCCAGACCCCGAGCUACUCCGCCAUCAUGAUGGAGUACACCACCCCUCCCUCCUACGGCUCGACCAAGGUCAACGUUGGCGGCAUCCUCAAGGACGGUGAGGUCGUCUAUGCCGGCGUCACCAACACCGCCACCCAUACUGCGUCCCAGCAGGACCCCGAGAGUGACUGGCCCGAGCCUACCUCUAUCAAAUGGGAGUGGACCGGCAAGACCGCGAACGGUGAAGACGUCUCCGCCGUUGUUGAUGGCCUGCUCGGCAAGCGCUUGGAUCGCGUCGACGUCAUGGGCGAAGUGCCCGGCUUCAUCAAGACUAUUGCCGGCAGCGUGGCUGGCACGCGGCCGUACAUUUUCCAGUAUUCGCCGCAGGAGAAGCUGAAGCUGAAGUUGAAGAUCGGAGACACCGAGAUCGAAGAGGAAGGCACCAUGUUCUCGGAGUCGACCUUCAUCUCGUAA
Messenger RNA from Penicillium macrosclerotiorum, 1137 nucleotides. RefSeq names its product survival factor 1 family protein. Gene Ontology annotation, cellular component: cytoplasm. The coding region runs from base 1 to 1137 and encodes 378 amino acids. The record is from RefSeq and is a predicted model, not a curated record. The transcript is spliced from 5 exons. Lineage: Eukaryota; Fungi; Ascomycota; Eurotiomycetes; Eurotiales; Aspergillaceae. Gene Ontology annotation, biological process: response to oxidative stress.